This is a messenger RNA of Fusarium musae, 1566 nucleotides long. It is a transcript of the gene MT2, whose product is annotated as Sphingolipid C9-methyltransferase 2. The record is from RefSeq and is a predicted model, not a curated record. Gene Ontology annotation, biological process: cellular response to biotic stimulus. Bases 1 to 1566 code for a protein of 521 amino acids. NCBI's taxonomy places the organism in Eukaryota, Fungi, Ascomycota, Sordariomycetes, Hypocreales, Nectriaceae. The transcript has 3 exons.
AUGGCAGAGAAAUCAGGCGUCACCGGCGCCGACUUCGAGUUUGUUAAAACUCCUGCUUAUCCCAAGCCUGACUUUGACAAGCUUGAGGAUGUUGGUGUUCCUACUACCAGGUAUCCCGCCAUCAAGAACGCUCCUCUUCCUGCCGAUGGCUCUGGUGCCGAUACCUUCAACAACUAUGUCCUCAUCUCCAUCCUGGUAGCUGUCCCUUGGUUCCUCAGCCGAAAGGUUGGCGGUGGACUCAAGACCACCAUCUUCUUCGCCCUCAUCGUCGAUCUUCCCCUGCUCGCCGCUUGGUGGCUUGUCAUCUCCUCCAUCAGCCCUCGCAAGAAUGAGAAGGUUCGCCUUCCUAACCGUGGUGUCGAGCACUACCUCGAGUUCAAGAAGGAGGCCGACCGCCUCAAGUACCGUGGCAGCAACAAGAUCCCCAUGGAGACCUUCCACGAGAUGUACUUCGAUGGUGAUGUUGAUUUCAAGGGUGACUGCCUCGAGGUUAUGGAGUACCGCCACGACUGGGCCAGCUUCCGCUUCACCAUUGGUCUCAUCAAGUUCUUUCUCUUUGGCAUGAUUCCUGAGGUUAUCAUGCACACUCGCUCUCAGGACGAGGAGCAGGUCCGUGACCACUACGACCGUGGUGAUGACUUCUACGGCUGGUUCCUUGGUCCCCGCAUGAUCUACACUUCUGGCAUCAUCUCCGACAUCAACCGCGAGGAGACUCUUGAGGAGCUCCAGGACAACAAGCUUACUGUCGUUUGCGAGAAGAUUGGCCUCAACAAGGGUGACUCUAUGCUUGAUAUUGGCUGUGGCUGGGGCACUCUUGCCCGCUUUGCCAGUGAGCAGUAUGGCGCCCACGUCACCGGUGUCACUCUUGGCCGCAACCAGACCGCUUGGGGUAACAGCAGCAUGCGCAAGGCCGGUAUCCCCGAGGAGCAGAGCAAGAUCCUCUGCAUGGAUUACCGUGAUAUUCCCGUUCCCGAGGGUGGCUACAAGAAGAUCACCAGCCUUGAGAUGUCUGAGCACGUUGGUAUCCGCCACUUCGGUAGCUUCUUGAAGCAGGUCCACGACAUGCUUGAUGAUGAUGGUGUCUUCUUUCUUCAGUACGCUGGUCUCCGUAAGGCUUGGCAAUACGAGGAUUUCACCUGGGGUCUUUUCAUGAACAAGUACAUUUUCCCUGGUGCUGACGCUUCUACUCCUCUCGGCUGGGUUGUCGACAAGCUGGAGGGUACCGGCUUCGAGAUCAAGCACAUCGAUACCAUCGGUGUUCACUACUCUGCUACUCUCUGGAGGUGGUACCGCAACUGGAUGUCCAACCGCGACAAGGUUGAGGCCAAGUACGGCAAGCGAUGGUUCCGUAUCUGGGAGUACUUCCUGGCCUACUCCACCAUCAUCUCUCGCCAGGGUAGUGCUACUUGCUUCCAGAUCACCCUGGUCAAGAACAUCAACUCCACCCACCGAGUUGAGGGCAUUGAGACCCAGUUCGCCAUCACCGGAGCUCUGGACAACUGCCGCGCUGAUCUCCAGUCGUGGGCUCAGAGAAACAACGUCAAGACUCCCUCCGAGUACCUGUAA